Messenger RNA from Bradysia coprophila, 1485 nucleotides. RefSeq lists its product as uncharacterized. The record is from RefSeq and is a predicted model, not a curated record. Lineage: Eukaryota; Metazoa; Arthropoda; Insecta; Diptera; Sciaridae.
CUCUCACAACAUUUUUGUCAUUCAGAUAUUCUGUUCCUCUUGGAUCGUAGGUCGACUAGGUUCUAUAGAAUGCGCACCUUACUGCUGUAUCUGGUUUGCACUUACCCCACUUACCUCUUGAGCAUUGGUUCAGCUGACUUAGAAAGUAGUCAAUUUUUGGAAUGCCCCAAAAUCAGCGACGGUACUUAUCCAUAUUGCGUUUGCAAGCACGGACCAGUCUACAACAGUGAUACAAACACCUGCCCAAAUCCUGAAUGUCCAGUCAGUGAGAGCAUUGGUAUCUAUCCGAACUGUACGUGUCAGCACAAAAACUUCGAUUUCAGCAUCACUUUCAACGAGUGUUUUCGAGUUUGUCCCGACAAUAGCACCGGUUACUGGCCUAAUUGCAAGUGCGACUCAAAUGGCUAUGGCUUCAACAAAGAAUUAUUCGAAUGUACCGCUUGUCCCAAAAACAGCACUGGUCAAUAUCCUGAUUGCCGUUGUGACGAUGAUAGUGCCGUCUAUCAAAGGUCCAAAAAUUUUUGUGAAGGAUGUGAACAGGGAAUGUAUGGAAAUUUCCCGAAUUGCACUUGUCCCAAUGGAGCUACAUACAACUUAAACUUCCAACGUUGUGUGCAUGAACCCAAAAAUGGAUCGAUACAGUGUCCGUCGCGAAGCAAGGGCACUUAUCCGAAUUGCACUUGCCAAGGUGACGGAAUCUACAACGGAUUAGCCAACAUUUGCAAUGAAUGUCCUUAUCAUAGUACCGGUGUCUAUCCGAACUGUGUCUGCUUGUUUGAUGGGACUUACAACCAAACAACAAACUUUUGCAUCUCCUGUCCUAUUGUGAGUAAUGGAGUGUAUCCGAACUGUGUUUGCCACAACGGCUUUACAUACGAGGUAGCUUCGAAUUGGUGUUACAUCUGUCCAGUUAAUAGCACUGGGACAUUUCCGAAUUGUGAUUGUGGACAUUCGUCGCAGUAUGUUCAAAAAACGAACAGGUGUGAGCGUUGCCCGGAAAAUAGUACGGGCGUUUAUCCGCAUUGUAAAUGUGACAACGGAAACUACAGCAAGACUCAUAGGAUUUGCAUUGAGUGUCCAACAGACGCUACCGGUUUUUAUCCAGCUUGUAAAUGCAAUGACGAACAGUUAAAAUUCGAUGCGUUAGAAAGAAAAUGCUACCGUGAGUGUCCAGCAAAUAGUUCAGGAAUUCAUCCGUUUUGCCUAUGUGACGGAGAAUACAAAUAUUUCGAUCGCAUCAAUGAGGCAUGUACGAGCAGUAUUGGGAAAAUCUGUCCGUCCGACAGUAUUGGAACUGGUCCAGACUGCUUAUGUGUGAGGAAAGAUUAUCGAUUCAGUUCAUACUUAUGGUCAUGUGGAAAAUAUGUGGUAUAUGAAGCUACUGGUGAUGUAUCAAUCGAUUUCAAAGUAUUACAAAGCUCAAUUGGUUAAAAAUUUCCGGAAUCGAAUGACUGUCGGUCAUUACAAUAAAGUUGUGCUUGGUAA